Molecule: messenger RNA, 1567 nt
Organism: Acanthopagrus latus (yellowfin seabream)
Lineage: Eukaryota; Metazoa; Chordata; Actinopteri; Spariformes; Sparidae
Gene: mlst8
Product: MTOR associated protein, LST8 homolog (S. cerevisiae)
Exons: 7
Coding region: 1-981 (326 amino acids)
Biological process (GO): TOR signaling; regulation of actin cytoskeleton organization
Cellular component (GO): TORC2 complex; TORC1 complex
Molecular function (GO): protein binding
Source: RefSeq, a predicted model, not a curated record
AUGAAUGUGAACCAGGGGACGGUGGGCAGCGACCCGGUCAUCCUGGCCACGGCUGGAUACGACCACACGGUCCGAUUCUGGCAGGCCCACAGCGGGAUCUGCACCAGGACGGUCCAGCACCAGGACUCUCAAGUAAAUUCACUUGAGGUGACACCUGACAGGAGUAUGAUCGCAGCUGCAGGUUAUCAGCACAUCCGCAUGUACGAUCUGAACUCCAACAACCCCAACCCGGUGAUCAACUACGAUGGCGUCAGCAAGAACAUCACGUCUGUGGGCUUCCACGAAGAUGGCCGCUGGAUGUACACGGGAGGGGAAGACUGCAUGGCUCGCAUAUGGGACCUGAGGUCAAGAAAUCUCCAGUGUCAGAGGAUAUUCCAGGUCAAUGCUCCAAUCAACUGUGUUUGCCUGCAUCCAAACCAGGCUGAGCUGAUCGUCGGAGACCAGAGCGGAGUGAUUCAUAUCUGGGAUCUGAAGACCGACCACAAUGAACAGCUGAUUCCUGAGCCAGAGGUCUCAGUCAACUCGGUUCACAUCGACCCAGAUGCCAGCUACAUGGCAGCAGUCAACAGCUCUGGGAACUGUUAUGUGUGGAACCUCGCCGGAGGCAUCGGCGAUGAAGUGACUCAGCUCAUUCCAAAGACUAAGAUUCCUGCACACAAGCGCUACUCCCUCCGCUGCAAGUUCAGCCCUGACUCUACUCUGUUGGCCACCUGCUCAGCAGACCAGACCUGUAAGAUCUGGAGGACGUCCAACUUCUCGCUGAUGACCGAGCUGAGCAUCAAGAGCAACAAUCCCGGAGAGACGUCUCGAGGCUGGAUGUGGGACUGUGCAUUCUCUGGAGACUCCCAGUAUAUUGUCACUGCCUCCUCAGACAACCUGGCUCGUCUGUGGUGCGUGGAGACCGGGGAGAUUAAGAGGGAGUACAGCGGCCACCAGAAGGCCGUGGUGUGUCUGGCCUUCAAUGACAGUGUGCUGGGCUGAAGAUGAGGAGGAGGAGGAGGAGGGUGAAAGAAUGAGGAGGCAGUGUGUGCAGAACGAGGACUCUCUGGAGGAUGUGUGGUCGGCAACAGUCGGAGUUCUUUAAAUUUUUUCCCAGAAGCGAUCGUCUUGAGAGAGUGUUUGAACAUUACGAUGAAUCUCUGCCACCAAGAUGUCUACAGUGCUCUUCCCUGACGGGUGCCUGUAAGUAUAAAACAGGAGAGCGCAGGCCAAAUUCUGCUUAAAGGAACAGCACGCCAUUUUGCAGCAGCUUUCAGUGGGCAUAUUGAAAAGCGUUUGUAUCAACAGUCUGAAAUACGUGAUGAUAAUGAUCGAUCCCGUUGUUUUUAAUGUCCACUUCAACUUCACCUCGGUUUAUACAGCACCAUAUUUAUUAUAUCAUAAGGACCACAUUAUUCACUUUGACCUCGAUGUGCUGUAGAAUUGAUUUAUUUCUCAUGUGUGAUAUGUAGGAUUCAUUUAUUUCUCAUGCUAUUCUUAAUCAACACAUGUGGGUCAGAGAGGUUCAAGAGAAAGUGAUGUACAUAUGAAGAAUCCACAGUAAAGAUGUCAUUAAGAUAUCCCGACA